GACCUUACUCGGAGCCACCAUCUAUAUAAAACGGGUCCGUAGUACCACUUGCUCUCAUAUCUUUAUCACUUCUGACGUUUGGGCUCCCCAAUCUCUAUAUCGUUCUCUCGCUCUUUCUCUCUCCUAGGGUUAGGGAUUCGUCGCCGCUCUCCUCUCCGAACUCCGUCAAGAAACCAUGUCUUCUUCAAAGACUAUUGUGUUGAAGAGCUCCGACUCUGAGACCUUCGAGGUUGAGGAAAUCGUGGCCUUGGAGUCGCAGACCAUUAAGCACAUGAUUGAGGACGACUGUGCCGACACCGUCAUUCCUCUUCCCAACGUAACCAGCAAGAUCUUGGCCAAGGUCAUUGAGUACUGCAAGAAGCACGUCGAAACCCCCAAAUCCGAAGACAAAGCCGCCGAUGAUGACCUCAAGAACUUCGACGCUGAGUUCGUCAAAGUUGACCAGGGCACUCUUUUUGAUCUCAUCUUGGCAGCAAACUAUCUGAACAUUAAGAGCCUGCUAGAUCUGACCUGUCAGACAGUUGCUGAUAUGAUUAAGGGAAAGACUCCAGAGGAGAUCCGCAAGACCUUUAACAUCAAGAAUGACUUCACUCCAGAGGAAGAAGAGGAGGUUCGUCGGGAGAAUGCUUGGGCAUUUGAGUGAAUCAUGAAACCUUUGCAAUAUCCAUACCGCUGUAGGAUUGAGUACCUUUUAAUAGUUUCCAUGUGCACUUUACUUAUGCUAGUAAAUAUGUGGUGUGUCCUUGCUUUGUGGAAACUGCAGACCUCCACUUUUCUUGUGAUUUGCCAAAGAUAGAACUCCUUUUGGUGUGAUAAUCUAUGCCUGCAAGGUUUCUUUGAAUUUUUUGCUUGUUUAUGAUUCUUUAUUCGAUGGCUUCCUCAUUGAUACACUGUUUGCUGAUCUGUUCAUUCAAUGAAUUCGUGGAGAAGCCGAUAUCAGCGGC
Molecule: messenger RNA, 944 nt
Organism: Ilex paraguariensis (yerba mate)
Lineage: Eukaryota; Viridiplantae; Streptophyta; Magnoliopsida; Aquifoliales; Aquifoliaceae
Source: the annotation of a GenBank genome assembly